This is a messenger RNA of Aspergillus chevalieri, 420 nucleotides long. RefSeq names its product cupin domain-containing protein. The record is from RefSeq and is a predicted model, not a curated record. Lineage: Eukaryota; Fungi; Ascomycota; Eurotiomycetes; Eurotiales; Aspergillaceae. The coding region runs from base 1 to 420 and encodes 139 amino acids. The transcript has 2 exons.
AUGCAAGAACCAACCUACGACUCCCAGUGUCCUAUGGCGACGACCACCGUUGCCUACCAGUAUAGAUUGGUCAACUGCCCCGGAAGGACCAUUGUUGGCAUGCUUGUCGAAUAUCCUCCGAAUGGUGCGACACCCCCUCACCGUCACGGGGGUGCUUCCGUCUCCGCCUAUGUAAUCCAUGGCUCUCUCUUGAAUAAGAUGAAUGAUGAGCCAAUGAGGAUGAUCGAGCGUGGCGGUUCCUGGUAUGAAGCGCCAGGAUGUCACCACCGGAUUAGCGCCAAUGCGAGCCAGACUGAGCCGGCGGCGUUCUUCGUGAAUUUCGUCAUCGACUCGGAGACUUUGGAGAGAGAGGGCCCAUCGGUGCUUUUGCAAUAUGACGCAGAAUAUAAGGAUAUUGUCGCGCAGAAAAUGCAGGUGUAA